CUGCUCCUCCGCCAUCUUCAACUUCCUAUUGUUUGCAUCAGACGGAGAGAGGGGGCUGUAUGCUGCAAGCGAGACACCAGAGUCGGACACGGCUUUUUCGUUGAACCGAAGAUAUACCACCUGUGCUCCAGGUAUUUCGGGUUCAGUCCAGACCUGUUGUAUGUCACUGGAAUAAAGCCCCCUCCCAGGACUCGACCACUGAACCCCGACGAUGGACGACGAGCAGCCUAGAACCUUGUAUGUAGGAAAUCUGUCCAGGGAUGUCACUGAGCCCCUCAUUCUACAGGUCUUCCAACAGAUAGGGCCCUGCAAGAGCUGUAAAAUGAUCAAUGAUACUGCUGGAAAUGAUCCAUACUGCUUUGUGGAGUUCUAUGAUCACAGGCAUGCUGCUGCCUCAUUGGCAGCCAUGAAUGGAAGGAAAAUUUUGGGUAAGGAGGUGAAAGUGAACUGGGCAACAACACCAUCCAGCCAGAAAAAAGACACAAGCAAUCACUUUCAUGUCUUCGUUGGAGACCUCAGUCCAGAGAUAACAACUGAAGACGUCAAAGCUGCCUUUGCUCCUUUCGGCAGGAUAUCAGAUGCUCGAGUUGUGAAGGAUAUGGCUACAGGGAAAUCUAAAGGCUAUGGCUUUGUGUCUUUUUUCAAUAAAUGGGAUGCAGAGAAUGCCAUUCAGCACAUGGGGGGACAGUGGUUAGGUGGGAGACAGAUACGAACCAACUGGGCCACAAGAAAGCCCCCUGCUCCGAAGGCCACCUAUGAAACAAACUCCAAGCACCUAUCCUUUGAUGACGUCAUGAGCCAGUCAAGCCCCAGUAACUGCACUGUGUAUUGUGGCGGGGUCAGCACAGGGCUCACGGAGCAACUGAUGAGACAGACCUUCUCUCCUUUUGGACAGAUCAUGGAAGUCAGAGUUUUUCCAGAUAAAGGCUAUUCGUUCGUGAGGUUUAACUCCCAUGAAGCAGCAGCCCAUGCAAUUGUGUCUGUCAAUGGUUCUUCAAUUGAGGGUCACGUAGUGAAGUGCUAUUGGGGUAAAGAGACACCAGACAUGAUGAACUCCAUGCAGCCGAUGUCGGUGCCACAGCAGCAGAACAAGAUUGGCUUUGCUGCAGCCCAGCCUUACAAUCAGUGGGGCCAAUGGUACGGCAACGGGCCCCAGAUCAGCCAGUAUGUCCCUAACGGGUGGCAGGUCCCCACUUAUGGUGUCUACAGUCAGGCCUGGAACCAGCAGGGCUUUAAUCACUUACCGGCCAGUGCUGGGUGGACUGGCAUGAGCGCCAUCAGUAACGGUGGGGUUAUGGAGCCUACACAGGGAUUGAAUGGGAGUAUGCUAGCCAACCAGCCUGGCAUGGGAGCCGCAGGAUACCCCACACACUGAUAGGUGGGCAGGGUGGGAGAUUGCCGGCAAACAGCCGGUUAUUGGCUGACCGGUGCCCUGCGGGUACGUUUACCAUCACCCCAGUUUGUGGCAGGACUAUGAGACUUUACAGGAUGUAGAACCUAACGGGAAGGUUGACAUCCGAGAAAUGUAAAUCGUUUUUCGUGGGGGGAGGGGGGCUGAGGUAACACGAGCCAGGGGCAGGGAUUUGACCCACACAGGUAUUUAUACCCAUUGAUGGUUGGAAAACUGGCCAUGAUCCAGGGUUCUUACCUUUUUAAGUUAACUGUAAAUGAGUAUAAAACUGUAAAAAAGAAACUUUUGAAAUGUUCCGUUUUCUGGGUUUUACAAACUGCUUCCAUUUUCACGUUUAUGCUUUGAAAGCCACCAAAAGGUGGUUAUCUUCCUCCCCAAGAAACUGACGGGAAAUAUAAUUUGUGAACUGAAGUGAUUGAAAAAUGGAUACUUUUUUUUUUUUCUUAGAUUAAAACAAUUGCAGGGAUUUGUGUCACUGCUGUUUCUUGGUAAAGGCAGGUAAAUAUUGCACAGCUUUUCUCCUCGUACUUAGAUUUGGUUACAUGGCGCAUUUCCUUCUGCAUUACAUUCCUCCUUCCGAUCUUUUCUGACGGCCUCAAAUUCUUCUUCCCACAUGUAAAUAACUAUCAACUGACUUCAUUUGGAACAAUGUAUGUUAAAAUGCUACUGUUAACUGUGGGUGCUUGCUUUUCAGUUUUGUUUUGAUAAUUCAACAGCUAAUUCCAACAUUGUUUGUAGCAGAGUGGCACUAUUUAAAUGUCACUGGUACAGUGAACACAAUUCUUCCAUGCAGGGAUAAGACAGCAUUGCCAUGCAGUGCAUACUUAAAUCAAAUGUUUAAAAAUGAAUAUGUAUGUUUGAAACUUUUUUUUUUUUAAAUAUCUAUUGAAACGCCAGUAUUUUAUAAUGAAACUGAGUGGAUUCAACUUCUACCGUUCAUUUUGCCACAGAAAUGGACAGACCUACAUUGUAACUGUUGCCUUAUAGAGCUGGUUUCUUUUAGCUGACAAGAUACUUUUUAAUUAGGCAGUGCCUACAGACAUUUUCAUGCCCUUUUUGUUUAGAAUGAUGUUCAGCCCUGAGAACUGUUGACUCUGCUACUGUAAUCAAUGUUUUCCUUUUAUUUUUAUUUUUUUUUUGCUUUGUCCAAUUAAAAUGCUAAUGCACACAUAAA
Messenger RNA from Cyprinodon tularosa, 2585 nucleotides. RefSeq names its product nucleolysin TIA-1-like. The transcript has 12 exons. Lineage: Eukaryota; Metazoa; Chordata; Actinopteri; Cyprinodontiformes; Cyprinodontidae. Gene Ontology annotation, molecular function: mRNA binding. The record is from RefSeq and is a predicted model, not a curated record. The coding region runs from base 212 to 1375 and encodes 387 amino acids. Gene Ontology annotation, cellular component: cytosol.